AGUGAACCCCGGCGUAGACAAUGAGGGGUGGGACAAAACUGUAUAUUUUAAAAUCUGUAAUCUAACCCCUAAAUCAGGAACAUUGCUCAAAGUUUGCUUUACACUUAUCGAGAUGGAGUCGUCAGGAGUCGAUCUGGGAAUGUUUAUUUCCAAGCGGAAGAAGACUGUUUCUUCUCAGAGAAAAAGUUUCUUGUUUUCGGUUUAUCAGCUCGAGAUUUGACUGGAGAUAUAUGCCACAGCUCGAUAUGUUCUGCGUUGCGGCGAUUUAUGCAAAAUUUUGCUUGAGGAAAAAGGACUGAGGACUGUGAGUGAAUGAAAACUGAACUCUGAAGGGUUUAAUUUUAGAUUUUACUCCGAGAAUGUCAGGAUGUGACAAAAGUUAAGGAUCCAGCACAUCUGGAUAUGACUUGCGCCGCUGAUUUCACCAUAUGAGACAAUAGUUUUAUGUUUUAAAGAAAUGAGAGACGAGUUUUUACAAACAGAUGAAGUUUGAUAAGCUUGAUUCGUGAGUGAGCGCAAGACGAAAAUCAGGAAUGUGGUCUUCUCAGGUGAGUUGUCAGGUAACUGAAGGACAUAUACAGACAUGAAGGCUUGUGAGAUGCUCGCAGUGUUGUUUGUUUUGGUGUAUUCAGGGAGCUACGCAACUCUCACAGAUAAAUCCAAGGAGGACAAUUUACAGUGCGCAUGUGAGAGCCAGAACUGUGAAAACGACUCCUGCUGGGGCCGUAUUUGUAUAUACAGUUCGGUUGAUGAGCGUGUAGUCAGGGGCUGUUUAUCCUCCAUCGAGCAGUGCUACGUGCCUAAUAUACCUACAGUGUAUACCAAGUGCUGCUACACACACUUCUGCAAUGCAAACCUCAGUAUGUCUGAAACAACAGGUCAAACAGCAGGAAAGCCCAUGAUUGUGUUGGUGGCAGUGCCGUGUUUGGUGCUGUUGGUGAUGUUCAUGGCAGCCUGUGGGUUUGUGUUGUGGCUUCGUGCAAGGCGACAGCACCACCCGCUGGACGAACCAGACGCCUCUAUGCUCAAAGUCCCCAGUGGAGGGGACCCCACAUACGGGGAUAUCUUUGAUGAGUUUUGUACAUCGGGCAGUGGGACCGGCCUGCCUUAUCUGGUGCAAAGAACCAUGGCCCGACAGAUCUCUCUGGUUCAGUGUGUUGGUAAAGGACGUUAUGGCGAGGUAUGGAGAGGCACCUGGAUGGGAGAGAGUGUGGCUGUCAAAAUUUUCUCCUCUCGUGAUGAACAGUCCUGGUUUAGAGAGACUGAAAUCUACAACACGGUCCAACUAAGGCAUGAAAACAUCUUGGGCUUCAUAGCAUCAGACAUGACGUCUAAAAACUCCAGCACUCAGCUGUGGCUGGUCACACACUUCCAUGAGUUGGGCUCCCUCUAUGACUUCCUGCAGCACAACAUACUAGACCCAGAGGGCUGUCUGCGCAUGUGCCUGUCCAUCGCCAGCGGCCUUGUGCACCUCCACACAGAGAUCCUCAGUACACAGGGCAAACCGGCCAUCGCACAUCGAGACCUGAAGAGCCGCAACAUUCUGGUGAAGAGAAAUGGGCAGUGCUGCAUUGCAGACCUGGGCUUGGCUGUCAUUCACUCUCAGUCUAAUGACUAUCUGGAUGUGGGCAACAACCCGAGAGUGGGCACCAAGCGUUAUAUGGCACCGGAAGUUUUGGACGAGAGUAUUCGUGUUGAUGUGUUCGAGUCCUACAAACAAACCGACAUCUGGGCCUUGGGUCUCGUCAUGUGGGAGAUAACUCGUCGAACUGUUGUUAAUGGGAUCGUGGAGGAGUACAGACCGCCGUUCUUUGACGUGGUGCCCUCUGACCCCAGUUUCGAGGAGAUGAAGAAAGUGGUGUGUGUUGACCAGCACAGGCCCAGUCUCCACAAUCGACUACACUCUCAUCCGAUCCUGUCUGCAAUUGUGAAGAUUAAGAAAGAGUGCUGGUUCCAAAGCCCUUCAGCUCGACUCACUGCUCUGCGUGUGCGAAAGACCCUCUCCAAACUGGACCAGGAGCAUGACUACGACAUUGACAAGCUUAAACUGGACCUCUAGAAUAAACCUCCUACCACACAUUUCCAAGAAAGUUCAAUUCUAAUGGACCCAUAUCCGUCCACCUGAGUACUUCUAAACUCUUUUAAUGCGCCUUUCAAGCUUCUCGUCUAAAUGCUUCACUGAACAUGGUUUAUUUUAUCAUGACAUUCACUGUGUUAAGUUAAGGCCAUAACUGUGCUGUUAAAUGAUUCUCCUUAAACAUAUCCACUCGACUACUCUUCUAAGACCUGCAUAUUUCAAUACAGUGACUCAUUUGUUACUGAAAGUAAUACAGGAUUGAUAAACCCACAGAAUUCUUUUUAGCAUAGUAAGUGUGAGAGGGAUUUUUUUAAUAGUCAGGAUGUGGGUUAUUCCGGACUUCCUAACUGCGGUGUUUCCUGAAAUUAUGAACUUCCCAAACAUGACUCUUGCGUACAGAGGUUGGCACAUGCUUUUUGUUGCACUUAUUUUUUGUAGCUGUUUUUGGUUCCAUGAAAGACUUUGAAAUGGGCCGUCUUUCUAAGAACAAGAACUGCAUUACAACUUGCACCAAGUAAUUAUUCAAACAGAGUACAUAUUAGUAUAGUGCACUUUUAGAAAUUGUUAUUUUUUACAAGAUCAAAAUCACAUUACUCUAGCUAUACUAUAUCUUUUUUUACAGUGUAAGGGAAAUGUACAAUAUAUUUGCUUUUUGAGAAAUUAUAAUCAAAAAUGUGUAUACAAAUGUCUGUUAUUUUCACUCCAAAUAAUAGUAUUUAAGUAUUAAUAAAACUUCAGGAUACUAAA
Molecule: messenger RNA, 2824 nt
Organism: Ctenopharyngodon idella (grass carp)
Lineage: Eukaryota; Metazoa; Chordata; Actinopteri; Cypriniformes; Xenocyprididae
Gene: acvrl1
Product: activin A receptor like type 1
Exons: 11
Coding region: 584-2059 (491 amino acids)
Biological process (GO): dorsal/ventral pattern formation; BMP signaling pathway; cellular response to growth factor stimulus
Cellular component (GO): BMP receptor complex; plasma membrane
Molecular function (GO): transforming growth factor beta receptor activity, type I; SMAD binding; ATP binding
Source: RefSeq, a predicted model, not a curated record